UUUGGGAUUUGCUCAAACUAAAAAAACUGAUCGAUCUCUCUGUGUGUAUUCUCUCUCCCACCUUUCUUCUGAUUAAGAAGAAGAAGAAGAAGAAGAAGAAGAAGAUGGGGAGCAGUUAUUUCGGGGAGCCAAACAUGGGAGGAGGAGGAGGAGGAUCGUCUUCUAGUUCUUCAAGGAAAGGGAAGAAGAGUAAUUCCGACAAGCCGAAGCAACCGCAGAGAGGGCUUGGAGUUGCUCAGUUAGAGAAGAUCAGAUUACAUGGUCAAAUGGGAUUCAUCAAUCCUUACCCUACUAACAAUUUCAUCACUAACCAGCAGGUGGAGGAUACAAGAAUGCAAGCAGCAGCUUAUUCAUCGUCUUUCGCUUCGUCACAGUCCUCUUCAUCUCCCUCAGUCUCUUAUGGCUUCCACCCUAACAUGAUGAUGGGGCUUGGUGAAUUUGAUCAAAGAGCAAGCAUGAUAUACGGUGAUCCUUCCCAAUUACACAGUACAACACCAAGAUGGGAACCCAGCAAUGCUAUGUUAGAGCCAACCCAACAGUUUGUGCAACCAAGCAUCACUACUAGACAUCUCCUAAAUCCACCAGCAGUAGUACUAGAGGAGUUUCAUCAGAAUAAUAGCAAAAAACAUAGAAGUAAUUCGAUGGGCUCAAGCAGUCAGAACUCUGAAUCCAGUGACUCUCAAGAAGUAGAUUUGGAACUCAGACUCUCACUUUAAUUAGUGUAAGUUCGAUCAUUUCCCGCCACUCAAGAUCUGCAAAUUCAAACUGAAAAUGGGGUUAGCUUGAA
This is a messenger RNA of Fragaria vesca subsp. vesca, 787 nucleotides long. RefSeq lists its product as uncharacterized. Gene Ontology annotation, molecular function: DNA-binding transcription factor activity. The record is from RefSeq and is a predicted model, not a curated record. Lineage: Eukaryota; Viridiplantae; Streptophyta; Magnoliopsida; Rosales; Rosaceae. The coding region runs from base 105 to 716 and encodes 203 amino acids. The transcript has 5 exons.